GCGUGUCCUUCAGACACAGCCGGAGACUUCUGUCUGUUUAAACUAUCAAGUACUGACCUACCAGCUCUUGGCAUCGAGCGUUUUAAAAGCAUACGCUUUCUUAAUCUCUCUACCAAAAUUUCAAACGAUUGUAUGUCGUUACCUAUUUCCAGGACAAGUGAAACUGAAGACCUCGAACAAAAAAAAACAGCAGGGCUUGGGGCUUGGUAUUUCAUUCUGUCCCAUUGAACUUCUGGGAUAAGAUUCCCAAUCAUGGUAAAUUGGGUCCUGUUACCAAGGCUGUUGAUGUUACUCCUUUUAACCCAAACCUUUGGACAAGCCCAACGGAUGACUCAAGAUGCUUUACUCAUGCAAUACAUUGAGAGACGCAUCAUGCUACUCGAGGACCGGCUGGAGAAAUGUAACCAAGACAUGAACAAGUACGUCAGGGAGUUUAGAGACUUCCGGAAAGAAAUCACAGUUCGCUUGGAUGGGUUGAACAUUUACAAAACUGAGUUCAAGAAUGAGGUGGAGAAUCUUGGAUCCAGAAUUGAGAGGAUUGAAAAAGACAUUGAUUAUCUGGAGGCACAGCAGCCAACUCAACCAUGCGUGGAGGUUGAUGACAAAUUGAUUGAAGAGCAGAUCCAGCAAGCAGAAGAAAAGAAAAAGGCCAAGCUCCGGAUGGCUUCAGAUUGCGACCUCUUGCUUGCUGGCAUCAAAUCGCUGAAAAUUGUUAAGAAAGCAGGUGACACCCAGGGCUCUUGGAUAAAGGACCCUGUCCGAGAUUCUCAGAAGAUUUAUUUCUUGAGUGGAACCAGCGGCAAUGUUCUUACCGAGUUCGGGGGCAUCAAGGCUUUCACAGAGGGCGUGGGCAGGCAAGUGGCUAAAAGAGUGGUCCUCCCCUUUGCCUGGCAGGGGACGGGUCAUGUGGCAUACAAUGGAUUCCUGUACUUACACCGCAAUGGCACCUUCAACCAGAUCAUCAAAUUUGACAUCCGGAAUGGGACGAUCAAAGACCGCAUGCUCCUGCAGGGGGCAGGCCAUGCGCCGGUCUACCAACUCUCACCGUACACCUUCAUUGACUUGGCCGUGGAUGAGCAGGGCCUCUGGGCCAUCCACGCUGAGCCAGACGAUGGUGGUGGCAUCAUUGUGGUCACCAAGAUUGACCAUGGCAGCCUAGCGGUAGAACAUUCCUGGGCCACCUCCUGCUCCAGCAAGGGGGCUGAGGCGGCCUUCAUGAUCUGUGGCACCCUUUACGUCGUCUACAACACCCAUCACGGCAGUCGCUCUCGUGUCCAGUGCCUCUACGAUGUCACCGACAUAGUCACCAGUGCUGAUUUGCCAGUCCUGUACUUCCCCAAACGUUAUGGCAAACACUCCAUGAUCCACUACAACCCCCGGGAGCAUCAACUCUAUGCCUGGGAUGAAGGUUAUCAGACGAUCUACAAACUCAUCACAAAAAGGAAGCUGGAAAGUCGACCAGCUUUCCAAUAAUUUCCAUCUUCUUUUUAUUUUUACACACGCUAUUAUAAAGUGGCCUAAAUUGCUGACCAAUGGUUAUCAAUCCUGUAGCUCAACCAAUAUAACCCAUCCCACACCUAAACUGAAUGACUGGCUUUUUAUUUUGAUUCACCCAAAGCCUUUUCCCCACCGAUAUAGCACAAGUCAGAAAUCUCAUGGAAUACUCUCCAUUUGCCUGGACGAGUGGAACUCCAACAACACUCAAGAGGCUUGACACCAUUCAGAACAAAGUAGCCUUCUUGUUUGGCAUCCCAUCCACCACCUUAAACAUUC
Molecule: messenger RNA, 1773 nt
Organism: Carcharodon carcharias (great white shark)
Lineage: Eukaryota; Metazoa; Chordata; Chondrichthyes; Lamniformes; Lamnidae
Gene: olfml1
Product: olfactomedin-like 1
Exons: 3
Coding region: 253-1473 (406 amino acids)
Biological process (GO): signal transduction
Source: RefSeq, a predicted model, not a curated record